Molecule: messenger RNA, 2176 nt
Organism: Motacilla alba alba
Lineage: Eukaryota; Metazoa; Chordata; Aves; Passeriformes; Motacillidae
Gene: PPARD
Product: peroxisome proliferator activated receptor delta
Exons: 8
Coding region: 224-1549 (441 amino acids)
Biological process (GO): negative regulation of inflammatory response; hormone-mediated signaling pathway; negative regulation of transcription by RNA polymerase II
Cellular component (GO): nucleus
Molecular function (GO): RNA polymerase II cis-regulatory region sequence-specific DNA binding; nuclear receptor activity; zinc ion binding
Source: RefSeq, a predicted model, not a curated record
GGGGGGGCGGCUGCGCGAGCGGGGCCGCGCGCGAGAUUGCUCCAGGUCUUGGCUGUCCGUGCUGACAUGGUGACCGAGCGGUGGCUUUCGGCGGCAGGCGGACAGGGACAGCUGCUCCGCAGAGGCUAGCAGGAACAGCCUGGUGGGGUCCAUCUUGGAUAGACGCGGAUGAUGCCAGAGCUAUGACAGGGAUUGCAGUCUUGGCACUGAGGGGUGAUCAAUUAUGGAACAACUACAGGAGGAAGUACCUGAGGUCAAGGAAGAGGAAGAGGAAGAGGCAGUGAUGGUGGCAAGUGGAGCCUCAGAGCCAACUGGAGGACCAGACAGCUCGCUGCCUUCAAGCAGCUACACAGACCUGUCGCAGAGCUCCUCUCCCUCGCUGUCGGACCAGCUGCAGAUGGGCUGCGAGGAGGCGGCGCUGGGAGCGCUGAACGUGGAGUGCAGGGUCUGUGGAGACAAAGCCUCGGGCUUCCACUACGGCGUGCACGCCUGCGAGGGCUGCAAGGGUUUCUUCCGCCGGACGAUCCGCAUGAAGCUGGAGUACGAGAAGUGUGAGAGGAGCUGCAAGAUUCAGAAGAAGAACAGAAACAAGUGCCAGUACUGCCGCUUCCAGAAAUGCCUCUCUCUGGGCAUGUCACACAAUGCAAUCCGCUUUGGGCGCAUGCCAGAGGCAGAGAAGAGGAAGCUGGUGGCAGGGCUGACAGCGAGCGAGAUCGGCUGCCAGAACCCACAGGUGGCUGACCUGAAAGCUUUCUCCAAGCACAUCUACAACGCCUACCUGAAGAAUUUCAACAUGACCAAAAAGAAGGCAAGAGGUAUCCUGACCGGCAAGGCCAGCAGCACCCCACAGCCUUUUGUGAUCCAUGACAUGGACACCUUGUGGCAGGCAGAGAAGGGGCUGGUGUGGAAGCAGCUGGUGAAUGGCAUCCCCCCCUACAAGGAGAUCGGGGUGCACGUCUUCUACCGCUGCCAGUGCACCACGGUGGAGACCGUGCGGGAGCUCACCGAGUUCGCCAAGAGCAUCCCCAGCUUCAUCGGCCUCUACCUGAACGACCAAGUGACUCUGCUCAAGUACGGGGUGCACGAGGCCAUCUUCGCCAUGCUGGCCUCCAUCAUGAACAAGGACGGGCUGCUGGUGGCCAACGGGAACGGCUUUGUGACCCGCGAGUUCCUGCGCAGCCUGCGCAAGCCCUUCAAUGAGAUCAUGGAGCCCAAAUUUGAGUUUGCCGUGAAGUUCAACGCGCUGGAGCUGGAUGACAGUGACCUGUCCCUGUUUGUGGCUGCCAUCAUCCUGUGUGGAGACCGCCCUGGCCUGAUGAACGUGAAGCAGGUGGAGGAGAUCCAAGACAACAUCCUGCGAGCGCUGGAGUUCCACCUGCAGUCCAACCACCCCGAUGCCCAGUACCUCUUCCCCAAGCUGCUGCAGAAGAUGGCUGACCUGCGACAGCUGGUGACAGAGCACGCCCAGCUGGUGCAGAAGAUCAAGAAGACAGAGACAGAGACAUCUCUGCACCCACUUCUGCAGGAGAUCUACAAGGACAUGUACUAAGGACCUGUUAUUUAUGAGAAUGAAGCCAUGGAUUCCCCUCAAGACUCUUUGUACAGAAACAAAGAAAACCCUUCCCAGUGUCUUCCAUUUCUCCUACUGGAAACUUUUCUAUGAGACCCUGACGUACGGUACAUAGGGCGAGACGCCGUCAGGAUUUGCAGGUGCCUCCUGCUCGGCCAGGGCUUCCGUUAACACACACUAACAAAUCUGCAAAGCUGCUGCUCCCCUUCUUGUGGCCCAGCUCUGGCUGCCCAGUUUACACGGCUCAGGCAGCGAGGGCACUGUGGCACCUCAGGUCCCCAGGGUGGGGAGCCCUGGUCCUUAGGAGGGCCAAGGGGGGCAGGGGCCAGCAGGGCUGACAGCAGCACUUACAGUGUGUCUGUGUUCUCUUGUUCGUUUGCACUCCAAGGACGUGGUCCUGGGCCAUGGAGUCUGGGACAGUGUGGUGAAAGGAUGUUUCUCUCUUUCCCAAAGAAAAGCUCUGGAGUAUUUGAACACGAGUAGGGCUGUCCCAGGGGAGACCCUCAGCUGCAGUGUGUUCCUGUCUCCCAGGGGGACUGUGUGAACUCUGCCUUCCUGGGUGCUGGGUGGGAGCCUUUGCUCCUGGUACCCUCGUUCCAUAGGGAA